AUGGCCUUGCUGCAAGAGAUUCCAGCUGCAAAGCAGAUUGUAUUGCGAACAGCUCAGAAGGGCUACAGCAUGUUGGUGCGGCUGGUUCUCACUGGAUUGGCGCAUUGGAAACGCUGGAAUUGCACAGGCAGAUGGGUUCUCAGCAAAGCAAAGCAGCUCCGGGUCAUAGUGCUGUACUGGAUGCUUGUGUCAAGGUGCCACUUCAGGGCCAGUCAGUGGCAGAGGGCCCUUGCGCUGCUGCCUUCAGCAGUGCCUUCAGCAGAUCCUCGAUCCCUGGCUGCCAUUGCACGUGCCUGUGGCCGAGGACGGCAGUGGCAAUUGGCGCUAUGUCUGCUGCCUGCAGCUUCAAAACAAGUUGAUCUCUCUCAGCAAGAUGGAUCUGUCUUGCUGGUCAGCGUACUUGGAGCAUUGGCUCGAUCUGUUCAAUGGGAGCAUGCUUGUAGCCUGCUAUUUGCAGCUGACUUAGCCAUCAAGCGCAGUGCAAGUGCGGUGAGCGCGGCAACAUCCGCAUGCGCAGAGGCUUCUAGAUGGGAGCAAGCGCUUGCAGUGCUUUUCCGCAGUCAUCAAAUCCGAGUUGUGCCAGAUCAAAUGGAUAGGAUCAACUACAACUCCGCGCUGGCUGCUUGUGCUCGCGGAUCACGUUGGCAUCAUGCACUGCAGCUGCUAGUUUCCAUGAGCAAAAGUGGUGCAGGUGAAGAUAUUCGGCCAGACGUUGUGAGCUUCAGCAUUGCCAUCACUGCGUGUGAAAAAGGAGGUCGGGCGCAGGAGGCCAUGCACCUCGUCCAACAGAUGCGGAAUUCGUCGAUGACUUUGGAUGCAGUUGCCUUCAGCGCUAUGAUCAGUGCCUGUGAAAAGUCAUCAAGAUGGAGCGAUGCCUUGCACAUUUUGGCUGAAGCUGUUCAAAGUCAAGAAGCUGAUUCUGUCAGUUUCAGUGCGGCGAUGAGUGCCUGCGAAAAGGGAAGCUGCUGGUACUUCGCCCUUGAGUUGCUAUCACAGAUGCACAAGCACAAACAUCGGCCAACCUUUGUUCAAUAUGGCUCCCUGCUGGCCAGUUGCAGAUUGGGAGCUGCUUGGCAGCAGGCUAUGAUGGUCCUCAAAUUAGCAUCCACAAGUCUUGAUGCUGUGUGUUUGACCCAUGUGCUCUACACUUUGGAAGCUGCUGGACACUGGGCCGGAACGCUGCCUGUUCUAUGGAGCAUCCGGCACCAGCUUAGACCACAGAUGGAAUUUGCAAGCAGAGCUACAGAUCCUGCUGCAGGACGAGCCUAUGCAGCCUCGACAGGUUCACUGGAAGUUUGCGAAAGCUAUGGCUAUGGCUAUCGCAGCCUCCAGCUGGGGAUUCUGCGUGCCAGAGUUCGACUUGCUGCACUUCAAGAACUGCGGCUGUGCCAGGGCUGGCAAUGUGGCAAGGUAAAUAGUUCGGUGCUUGAGUCUCUCUGUGACCUCGGCCGACCGUGUACUCAAGACACGUUGGAACAGCUCUGUUUCAGCCGGGAUGUGACGGAUGUGACAUGGCACUGCACCGCCAGUACCAGCCUUGCAAGGCAACUUAGUGAAGUCCGCUUUGCUUCACCUUUUCAGGCAGCUGCCAAUAGACUUGGCGUUUGGACCUGUGUACAGCUCGAUCGUGACUUGCCAGACUUAAACGGGGUGGAAGUGACAGGCGACAUGCGAAGUCGGUUCAAGGUAGUCUGUUGUACCUUGAUGAUCCUUGAUACGAUCCCUGAUGAUCCUGGAUGUGCAAUGAAUAUCACAUGGAGAAAGGAAGCAAAUGCACCUUCAAAGCAAUAUUUUGAGGCCUUGAACGGAGCAGUCCUUGACAAGGACUGCACUGACAUCAUCAAGCAGGCCAUAAGUCCAGUCGAUGCCAUCGUCCAAAUGGAUCGUGCCAGUAGUUCUACACCUGUGAACAAGGAGUGCCAGACAUUUCACUGUCGUGUCCUGCAAAAUGCGUUGUAUUUGAAUUCGGACAUGCAGAACAAGGGCGACAACUGCACCAAUACGUGGGGAACAAAGAGUUCGGACACCGCGCUGUCGUGUCCUUGCUCUUCCCUCUUGACGGAGGUCAACUCCCAGGCAGAGACAGCGAUCAAAAAUAUUUGUGGUGAACGAGUACUGACAACUGGUUGCUCCUACUUCGCAACAACGCCCAGCUUUUGCAACAGCAGUUCAGGCGGACGGCGGCUUGAUUUUGUGCAAGAGGAUGAAGCACCUUGCCAGACUCCCUCCUCUGUGCUUCCUGACGUUCGUAGCGUUUUUGCACAGCAGGUUGGACUCAGCGAUGCUCCAGCAAGAUCACUCCAGUCAACUUCUUCUACGGCUCCAGCGUGGACAGUUGGUCAGUGGUCCACCUGCCAGUGCUACGACCAGUGUAUGCCCGGAGUACGUACACGAGUGGUUGCUUGCGGAGCUACUCAAUGCAGGGGCACUCAACCAGCGACUCAAGAAGCAUGUACGUGUUAUCACUGUGCAGAAUGCGACGCUCAAGAUGUCAUGACUGUUCUCAUGUUCAUUCAAUACACCCAGGCUGGUAUUGCGCUCCUACUUUGCCCAAUGAUUGGGUACUUUGGAAGCCUUCCCGAGGAGAGUUUGAUCAAGAUCGGUAUUUUGAAGAAGUUGGCGGGCUUCUUUUGCAAGAUUUUCCCAGCGCUGGAGACCUUGGGUGACUUUGCAGUUUUACUCAUAUUGCUGUGGAUCAUGAUUGUGACCUUUCUGCCUCCGCUCUUCAACUUGGAGUGGAUGGAGGACUGUUUCAUCCAGCCUGUUCUUCGGGCUUCUUCAUUGAUCCUAAUUGCUUGCUGGUUGGCACGUCUGGCUCUGGGGCACUGCGCCAAAAGGUACACUCGCGUGGCUCCGCAAUUGUACUCCCCUUUCCGGUUGGUGACCAACAUGACCUUGGAGGAGAAGCUUUUGAUGCUCCAUGGUCCAGUUGGUGGUGCUGCCCAGUGCUCUGAGAGCCCCAGAUGUGCUUAUGUGGGAAACGUGGCGCCUGUCCAGCGCUUGGGCAUACCACCUAUCAACAUGAAUGAUGGGCCCCAGGGCUUCAGAACCACUGAUGCCCUCAAGGGCACCAGCACGGCAUGGCCCUCUGGUUUGACACUCGCAGCAUCUUGGGAUGAAGCUGCUGCACUGGAGUGGGGUGCUGGGAUGGGCAAGGAGUUCUAUGACAAGGGAUCCAAUGUUCAACUUGGACCUGGCCUCAACGUGGCCCGGGUGCCAACAAAUGGCCGCAACUUCGAAUACUUGUCAGGUGAAGAUCCAUAUCUGGGAUAUCGCAUGGUUCAGCCAGUGGUCAAGGGUAUUCAAUCCCAAAAGGUUUUGGCAAAUGCAAAGCAUUUCAUUUUGAACAAUCAGGAGACCAAUCGGCUUGCUGUGAGCUCGGAGAUUGAUGAACGAACACGCUUUGAGAUGUACUAUCCACCUUUUGAAGGUGCUAUUGAGGCUGGUGUUGCCUCUGUCAUGUGCAGUUACAACAAGAUCAACAAUGCAUGGAGCUGCGAAAAUCCCACGACUCUUGGGGAGCUGAAACGCAUGGGAUUUCAAGGCUUUGUCAUGUCUGACUGGGGUGCCACACAUUCCAUGUCCAUUGCCUCUGGUUUGGACAUAGAACAGCCUGGACAAGAUUGGAUGAAUGAAAUCUUUCUGAAAGCUGGACUUGCAUCGGGUGCAGUCGAGGAGAGUGCCGUUGAUGAUGCCGUGACGCGCAUUUUGGCCAGGCUUUUUUCUGUAGGAGUCAUGGAUGAACCAGCCAGUGCUUGGGACUGGGGAAAGCUGUCCCGAAAUGUCACCACGGAUGCCUCUGUAGCCUCAGCGCGGAAGCUGGCGGCUCUGGGCACUGUGUUGCUGCGCAAUGAAGGGAAUCUUCUACCUUUGGUCAAGUCGAAGAAGAUUGCUGUCAUUGGACUGGCAGAUUCCAAGGCCAUCUACCAUGCUGGUGGCUCCGGCAGCGUGGAGCCAUCCUUUGUGUCAACUCCGUUGCAAGGCAUUUCGCAGGCGGCCAAAGCCUUAGGGGCCACUGUGGUGUUUGAUGAUGGUUUAUGCCCAGAGAAGGCAGCAGCUAUUGCUCAGCAGAGUGAUGUGACUGUUGUCUUUCUGGGCACGCUUUCAUCAGAAGGCAGAGAUCGCGGAUCGUUGUCCUUGGAUGUGGGUAUCGAUUGGACGUACCAAAAUGAGUUGGUGGAUGCCAUCGUGGCCAAAACCAGCGAGACCGUAGUGGUUGUCACCACUCCUGGAGCGGUGCUUCUCCCUUGGUCCCAGAAGGUCAAAGCCAUCCUCACCAACUUCAUGCCUGGCCAGCAAGCUGGGAAUGCCGUGGCAGAUGUCCUGUUUGGCCAUGUCAAUCCAUCAGGGAAGUUGCCGCUGACAUUCCCGAACCGUGACAAUGAGAUGAAUUUUUCACAGGCACAGUAUCCCGGACUGCCUGAUCCGAAGAAUCCUGCCUACGCCUUUUACACGGAAAAACUUCUGGUGGGAUACCGCUACUAUGAGAAGCACAACAUCAGCUUCACAACAGGUUUCCCCUUUGGACAUGGCCUUUCAUACACACGCUUUCAGUACUCUGAUCUUGUCAUUCGCCCUAAAUCUAAGGGGAUGGAUGUCAGCUUCCGGCUCAUCAAUUCUGGAAGCAUAUCUGGUGCAGAGGUUGCUCAGCUCUACAUCAUAUUCCCUUCUCAGGAGCCGCAACAGUUGAAGGGCUUUCACAAGACUUCCGUGUUGAAACCAGGUGAAGCGGAAAAGGUCACCAUGCACCUCCGUCCCCGAGACCUCUCCAUGUGGGACACCGCUCUGCACGACUGGAAACCAGUUGUUGGUAGAUUCCAGCUGAAGAUUGGCUCUUCUUCGCGAGACAUCCGGCUGACAGGUGGCUUUGUCAAAAGUGCAGAGAUUUUGGUGUAGGUCUGCGCACUUGUGCCGUCACAGCCCAAUGAGGCUUCAUCAUGGC
Messenger RNA from Cladocopium goreaui, 4942 nucleotides. NCBI's taxonomy places the organism in Eukaryota, Dinophyceae, Suessiales, Symbiodiniaceae. The record is from the annotation of a GenBank genome assembly.